Molecule: messenger RNA, 2447 nt
Organism: Sinocyclocheilus grahami
Lineage: Eukaryota; Metazoa; Chordata; Actinopteri; Cypriniformes; Cyprinidae
Product: CREB-regulated transcription coactivator 2-like
Exons: 12
Coding region: 222-1886 (554 amino acids)
Biological process (GO): positive regulation of transcription by RNA polymerase II
Cellular component (GO): cytoplasm; nucleus
Molecular function (GO): cAMP response element binding protein binding
Source: RefSeq, a predicted model, not a curated record
UUAUGCUUUUUUUUUUUACACAAGUGUUUGUUCACCGCAGUAUAUUUUGGACAUCCCAUUAAAUUUAAAACGUAGACAGUGCCCACAAAUGUAAGUCGAACGUAGAAACGAAUGAAAUGACGAAUUAUAGCCUAAGCCUAUAUAGUCUAUACCUUUACCAUUUGUUGUCUGUCUGGAGCUAUCAUGCUGAUGCUGUCGGUGUCCUUGACCUCUGACCUGAGAUGGACAGCUCUCACAGCAGCUCAGUGUAUCUGUCUCCGCCCCCCGACCCCAGCUGGAGAAGGAACUGGAACAGUAACUUUGAGACGGACAAGAGCCAGAUAUUCCAGCAGCUGCCGACCACAGCGCUCAACAGGACUAACUCGGACUCGGCGCUGCACACCAGUGUGAUGAAUCCUCCGGCUGGAGACACGUUCUCCUCAGGACUCCGCCGACCGGCUGUCUUCUCCUAUCCUGUUCCUCCCAUCCAGGAGAACGGCCCUAACGACGGACGCCUCCUCAAACCCUGGGACUCCAGAAAGCUGUCGCUGCUCUCUUCACGACCAAAGUCCUGUGAGGUGCCAGGAAUCACUGUGUUUGCGUCUCCGGACCAGCAGGGCGGCGCUCCUCACGGCCCGAUGGUGUUGAAUACAGGCGGCUCUCUGCCGGAUCUGUCCAGCCUGCACUUCCCGUCCCCGCUGCCGACCCCACUGGACCCGGAUGAGCCGGGAUACCCGUCUGUGAGCGGCAGCACGGGGAACCUGACCUGUACCCUCACGCAGCUCGGCAUCCACAGCCCCAGCGCCUUCCACUCCACAGGUCUGCUGCCGUCUCUGCAGGGCACGUCCAGUAACCCCUCCCUCCAGUCGUCGCUUAGCAACCCCAACAUCCAAUCAUCUCUCAGCGCUCACUCGUUCCACAACUCGCUGAGCUCCGCCUCCCUGCAUUCGUCCCUGAGCAACCCCUCCCUCCAGUCUUCGUUAAGCUCCUCCCCCUCGCUGAGGUCAUCGCUCAGCAGCCAGUCGCUGCAGUCGUGGCUCAGUAACUCCUCCCUCAGCGGCUCCUCCUCUGCGCUGCAGCCGCAGACGAGCUCAUCCCCGCGCAGACGAGCGCAGCUGACCCCGGUGAUCAUGCCUGCAGACACACGCAGACAUCACCCCAAACAGUUCUCCCCCACCUCCUCAUCCCUUAGCUCCAUCACGCAGGGUGUGGCUCUGGACACCAGCAGGCUGCAGGUGGAUCAGAGGUCGUCUCCGUAUUCUUUUGCCCAGCAGCAGCAGCAGCAGGUUCAGAAGGGUCUGGGUCUUCACCUGCACAGCAUGCAGAACCUGCCAAUGAAGCGGUCGAGCUCCGGUCAGAACCAGAACCCCAGCCCCGUGAGUUACAGGCCUGCAGACGCCUCGCAGACGCUCCCUCCUCUACAGCAGAUCAGUCCGGCUCUCAGCGGAGAUCUGGACCUGUACAGCGACACAAUGUUCCUGAACUCACUGCUGGACGACCCAUACCUCAGCCUGCAGAUACGCCAGAACCAACAGUUGAGUGUGGACUCUCAGCUGGAGGCUGUGAAUCAUGACGGUGGUUCUGCUGUGGUUCUGAAGGCUCAGAGCGGCUCGUAUCAGGGUCAGCCGGCGCCGAUGGAGUUGCUGGACUCAUCGGAACAACAGAUGAUCAACCAGAGCUACACAGACGGGCGGCACCCCGUGCCCAACAUCAUCCUGACUGGAGAUUCCUCAGGACUGUCUAAGGAGAUCACGAGUGCGCUGUCGUGUGUCCCGGGCUUCGAGAUGGACCCGUUCUCGUCUGACAACCCGCUGGCGCUGGGGGGUCUGGGCAUGCUGACAGACGGUGACCUGAUGCUGGCUGACCCCGCCGUGGAGGACUCCUUCCGCUCUGACCACCUCAAGUGACUCGAGAACACACGCUUGAACCCUGAGCUUCUGCCCUUUAAUGCUACGCUUCUCAGACGAUCAAAGCCGCACCGGCCACUUCCUGUUACAGAUGACCAAUCACAGCCACGUGCCUCCACCGAUCGCUGCUCAGGCGCUUCAGUCCCAGCAUGCACUGCACCACACCAGGUUAAUGCUGAACCCACUCGUGCGCUUAAGUCGCUGUUUCGUUCAGAUGUGACGAGUGAGACACUUUAUUUGAUCUGUUUGAUGUCUCAGCCAAUCACGUGAGUUUGGGGCGGGGCUAUCGGUCUGACUGACCAAUGACAGACAGGGAAAUAAUCAUGCACCGUGGCCGUGUUCAGAACAGCAUACUAUCAUACUGCAGUAUACAGCACACACACUGUACUGCGUGCGUGCAAAACAAAAUGCAUUGUGCUUUCUCCUGACAAUGCAAAAUAAAUUUAGAUUUUUAUUUCCGUGCAAUGAUGCACACUAUCGAUUGAAGCACUUAUUGUGGAAUAAUUGACCUACAUUUUUAAUGUAAUUAUAUUUAUGUUUUUAAUAUGUUACUAUGAAAAA